Plasmodium gonderi is the source of this 600-nucleotide messenger RNA. Its product is annotated as variable surface protein. The transcript is spliced from 3 exons. Lineage: Eukaryota; Apicomplexa; Aconoidasida; Haemosporida; Plasmodiidae. The record is from RefSeq and is a predicted model, not a curated record. Bases 1 to 600 code for a protein of 199 amino acids.
AUGAUUUACAUUAUUAUGUGUCUUACAGAUGAUUGCCUAGGGACAUGUAAAAAUAAUUUUUUUAAAAUAUGGGAUGAAACAAAAUUAAGUACUGAAAUUAAUGAAAGCCAUGAUAUGCUAAUUAAAUUGCAAAGAGAAGAUGAUGAAUUGUUUCAUCUUGGGUGUUCGCUAUACGAAAAUUACUCUAAUUUAAAAUUAUAUAGCAUUCAAUAUAAAAAUAUUUGCGAUCUUUUCAAAGAAUGGUUAAAUCAAAGAAUAAAUGAAUACAGAGCAAAAAACAAACUAUGUAGUAAGAACGAAUUAUUAGAUAGUACUUUUAAGGUUUUAUGGGAAGAUAAAAAAAAUUCUCAGGAGGAUGAAAAAGGAAACUUCUGCGAAUGGGAACCAUCCACUAAAUAUUACUGUUAUGUCCUAUCUCCAUUGAAAUCCUCUUUUUCUACUGUAUUUCUUUCUAAAAUCAAGAAAUUUGUAUAUGAUAAAAUUUAUAGGGAGAAUAUAAUAAGAUAUUAUAUCCAACGCUUACUUCCCUUUAGAAAUAGAGAAAAUUUUUCAUUUGAUUUUAACACAUUACAUUCAGUGUACACUAUCUCAAUGGGAUAA